Messenger RNA from Metschnikowia bicuspidata var. bicuspidata NRRL YB-4993, 2850 nucleotides. Its product is annotated as ARM repeat-containing protein. NCBI's taxonomy places the organism in Eukaryota, Fungi, Ascomycota, Pichiomycetes, Serinales, Metschnikowiaceae. The transcript is spliced from 3 exons. The record is from RefSeq and is a predicted model, not a curated record. The coding region runs from base 1 to 2850 and encodes 949 amino acids. Gene Ontology annotation, molecular function: RNA binding.
AUGGUCACCAAUUCCCCGCCCACCAUCUCACUUUCUGGCGUCGGCGACACCAAGGUGCAGACGGCCCUGCUGGCGGUUCGCUCCGGCUCGUUGUUCUCCACCAAUUCCAUCUGGAACGACGACGCGCUCCACAACCACUCGCCUGACCGCUCGAUCUCCAGCGGGGGAGGCACGUUGGACCUCUUCCCGGACCUGUCGCAUGCCGGCCUACCCUCGUCCAAGCCGAGCUCGAACCGCUCCCACACGACCUCCGGGCUGACGUUUGCCCCUACUGUCCUGAAGGCGGACGCCUUCCGGCCCAACUUCUCCCCAUUCUUGCAUUCAUCCCACGAUGACCCGAUGUCGUUCAUCGACACGUUUGACCUUAAUUCCAACGAGCUGCCCGCACAGGGGACUCGCAACCGCUCACAAACAUACUCCGGCGUGUACCCGAAGAUCUCCUAUUCGGCCUCGCCCAGCGUGGUUGCGGGGCCUCUCUUGCAGGCCUCACAGAGCGCGUCUCAAAACAUGCCUUCUUACCCUAAUCAAAACAUGCCUUCCUACCCUAAUCGAAACAUGCAUCAUAGCCUGCAGCCAAGCCAGCCCUCCGAGCCGUCUGGGCCUGGGGCCCAUGCCAACGCCGAGCCUUUCUUGGAGGACGACUUCAACUUCUUCGACUUGCUGAUCACCACAAACUUUGAAAACCCCAGUUUGGGCCCAACCAAUACGCUACUCCUCGACAAUGUCCCGCAGUUUCUUGACGCGUCGAAGCUUUACCGGCUUCUCAGUCAACCAACAGGAAUGACUUCUGGCUUCCACAAUCGCGGCGUUCUCAGCGUGCAAGUGGCUCUGACAAGCAACUCCAAAAUGGCCUUGAUCAUAUGCCCUUCUAUCGAGGUGGCGAUGAAUCUCAAGGCCAAUUUCAAUCAUCUAGAGAUUGUUCCAGGAGCUAUUCUCUAUGUCGCCUUCGCCAAAGUGUCGGAUAGACCGAAAGCAUCUAGCUCGCAUCCUGCCCCUUCGUCAACGAAUCCAUAUGGUGACUCAAACAACUUUCACAUGGGCAUGUGUAAAGCUGCGACUAAAGAUCGUGGUGAACCGGACGUUCGAAACAACGCAAUUAAAAGCCCUCCAGAUGUGGAGUUCUCGUCAAUCGUGGAUUCUAUCCUAGCAACAUGUGUGCAUAUUGCCGGACCCUUCCCAAUUGAUUUCAAAAAAGUCUCUUCAAUCAUAAGCAACGCAGUAAAGUAUCCGAAGUCGGAAUACAAGACUAGCUUUGGUUCUCUUCCUGACUCUGGCGCUGCGCGCCAGAUGGAUGCUCCCAAAAUCAGGGAGUUGCGCAAAUCCUUAGAGGCAAACGAAAAGGCCUUGCAAAGUUCCCAAAGCCCCGAGGCCGACAAUGAGACCUCGGUGAUGUCUCAGGCUGAGCUCGAAUCUCUUGCCACUGAGAUGUUGGACGAAUUGCCAGAAUUGUGCUACGAUCAUAUUGGGAACACGGUUGUGCAAAAGAUAUUCACCGUUCUUGAAUCCACGGAAAUCAGAUUGCAAAUGGUGAAACGUAUCCUUCCUUAUCUAGCACUCUUGGGAACUCAUAAAAAUGGAACAUGGGCGAUUCAGAAAAUAAUCAAUUCGUCCCAAGGCGAACCCGAGCAGAAAAUUUUGAUUGCGGAGAGCAUUCGUCCUUUUGCAGUGAAACUCUUCAAUGAUCAAUUUGGCAACUAUGUUCUACAAUGUUGUCUCAAAUUCGAGUCUCCUUACAAUGACUUUAUUUUCGAGACGAUCUGUACCAAUUUUAUGGAAAUCAGUUCGGGAAGAUUUGGAGUGCGCUGCAUUAGAACAAUCUUGGAGACGUUGAAUGACAGCAAGUGUCCUGCGAAGAAUGUCGUCACUCAUGAACAGUUGGUGUUGGUGUCGAGUCUCAUAGUGGAGCAUGCGAAUGAAUUGGUUGUGAGUAGCAAUGGUUCGCUUUUGAUCACAUGGUUCCUAGAAACGUUUCGUGGUUUCAGUAACCAGAAGCCCGAUAUACGGGCCGGCAUUCUCUGCGAAAAGUUCUUACCUCAUUUGGACAAACUAUGCACCCACAAAUUAGCCAAUGUGACCAUCUUCAAGCUUUUGAACAGCAAGAGUGAUCCUACUACCAGACAAAGGAUCAUGGAUGCCAUCUUUGCCCCCUAUGUCGAAUGUGAGCACAAUGAAGGGAAACCACCUACCAAAUUGUUGGAGCACAUUUUGCGCGAAAGCAACGAAAACAAUGCUGGUCCGAUGUUUUUGCAAAAAGUACUCUCAUACACAUCCCUUUUUGUUCUUGAAGAUGGGAACGAAGAUCCUAAGUAUCACCAAUUUGCUACAAGUCAAGUUAAAAGAGUUCUUCUCGAGAUGCAUAUCGCUAAUGUUCAGCCGUAUAAGAAACUAAUGGAUGAAGUGGGUCUCUCCAAUGGCCGGCUCAGCAGAACUAGCUCGAGCAACAGGAAGUCUAAACGAGGACACGGAAACAUGCGCAAUGGCCAAACCCAUUCGCCCUAUCGUAACGGUGUUCUGGUUUAUUCUCAGAUGGCUCAAGCCUCUAACAUGGGGGCUCCAGUCGGGUAUGGAGGAAUCCCGAAUGAGAAUCAACCAGGCUAUCCACCUUAUGGCGCACUGUAUGGAAUCAACUCGAUUUCAAACAAUGAUUCUGGUCGCGGCUUCGAUACCCUGUAUUUUGGUGUGGGCACCGGUGCUCCGUAUGGCCCACCAGAGACUCAAUUCAAUCAAGAUGCACAUGUAAUGAGACAACUUGAACAAUUAUCUCUUCAGUCGGCUGCCAUGGGAUAUGCCUCCAACCCUGGAACUCCUGUUGCGGGUAGGAGCAGCCAAGAUCAAAGCCUGUUUUUCUAA